UUUCAAUACUUAUAGAUAAUAUAGAUAACGUUGAAGAAAAUUCUAAUGAAGAAGAGGAUGAUGAUAACACAAAUGAAAAUGAAGAUAAAGUAGAUGGAAGUGAAACAGAAAAUAUGGAAUCUGAAACUGUAGAAGAUAAUAAAGAAAAUAUAGAAUAUGAUCAAGAAUGUCCAGAUAAAGAAAAUGAAGAGACUGAAAAAUCAUUACCAUCAAAAACUGACCCAACAACAGAAACUGCUUUGCCAUCUGAAAAUAAUAACAGUACUUUGUGUGAUAAUGUUACAACAGUUCCAGAAUCAAGAGGUGACUAUAAUGAAGGAAAUCAAAAUGUAUCUGAACAAGAACAACAUGGUGCAGGAUUUGCAGAUAUUGAUAAAUAUAGUAAAGCUUUAGGUCAUGAAACCAAAAACAUUACAUCAGAUAGCAAUAUGGAAAAAGAUAUUCAAUCGUCUUCAAAAAGAAAGAAAAAACCAAGUCAAAAUCCACGUACUUUGGGUCAACUAAAAGAAAAUCUUUUAGAAGUUGAAACAAUAGAAUGUUCUCAAUCACAAGAAGCUAAAGAUUCAGAAGAAUGUUAUAAGUCAGAUCUGUAUGAGCAUAUUCAAGAUCCCAAUUCUGGCUAUAAUAUUGAUGUUAUUGAUACUGCUUCAGAACAACAAAUUAAUAAAGAAAAUCUAAUUAAUAAUGAUGACAUAAACACAUCAGAAGAAAUAGAAACUAAUUUAGAAGAGAAUGAAAAUGAAACUAAAAUUGAUGCAGAAGAAAAUAUAUAUGGAAAAAAUAUUUCUUCUACUUCUGAAAAACAAAACAUUAUGAGUCAAAAAAGUGAUAAUGAUAUGGAAGUGGAUGAAUUACCUGUAGAGAAAUCAACAGACAUUAUUGCAACUAGUAGUGUAGCAAGAGGUCCAAAUUCAUCUCUUCACACACAGUACGAUUUAUGGAUUUCUUUAUCUGAAAAAAGAAAAUUAGAAGAAUUAAGAUUACAGUUAGAACAUAAAAUAGGUUCUUGGAUUGAAGUACCCGAUAGUGAAAUUCAGAAAAAUAAUUUAUCAAAAGAACUAUGGCAGCAAAAUAUAAAAGUUAUUUCACCUUUUGUGCAAGAAAUUUGUGAACAAUUAAGACUUGUUCUAGAACCAACUAAAGUUUCAAAGUUAAAGGGUGAUUAUAGAACUGGUAAAAGAUUAAAUAUGAGAAAGAUAAUACCAUAUAUUGCAAGUCAAUUUAGGAAAGAUAAAAUAUGGUUAAGACGAACUAAGCCUAGCAUAAGGGAAUAUCAGAUAAUGCUCACAGUAGAUGAUUCUUCAAGUAUGGAUGAUAAUAAAUCAAGACAACUAGCUAUGGAAUCUGUUACUUUAUUAGGAAAAUCACUCUCUUUACUUGAAGUUGGUCAGUUAUCUGUAGUAAAGUUUGGUGAAGAUGUUCAACUCCUACAUCCAUUUGGAGAACCUUUUACAGAUCAGGCAGGAAUUAAAGUAUUUCAGAGGUUUACUUUUGAACAGAAAAAAACAAGAAUAGCAGAACUUUUGAAUUAUGCAACUACUUUGAUGAUAGAUUCACGACAUGGACCUGUCUCCAGAUUAAUGUCAAAAGAAAUUGCUUAGCUUCUUAUAAUUCUUUCUGAUGGUCGGGGUAUUUUUAGUGAGGGAGAAGGAUGUGUCAGGCAAGCUGUGCGUUUUGCAAGAAACAACAAUAUAUUUUUAGUAUUUAUUAUAUUAGAUAAUCCAGCAAAUAAAAAUUCUAUUCUUGACAUUAAAGUUCCUAUUUUUAAAGCAGAAAAGAUUGAAAUACUCUCAUACAUGGAAAUGUUUCCUUUUCCAUUUUAUAUAAUUUUAAAAGAAAUCAAUUCAAUGCCAGUGGUUUUAGGUGAAGCUCUACGUCAAUGGUUUGAAAUGAUAACUUACACAGAACAUUGAGUAACUUUUUAACAGGACUUUAUUGCUAGUUUAUAUUUAUGAAUAUGUACUGAAAAUUAAAUAAUGUAAACAUUCCAUUUGAAUGUGUAAAUAAAAUAAAUUAUGUAAUUUUUAAUGUACAUAAUUCUGAAUUAAAUGUUUCUAAUACUAAUUAUUUUUUGUGAAUUU
This is a messenger RNA of Centruroides sculpturatus (bark scorpion), 2081 nucleotides long. Its product is annotated as midasin-like. Gene Ontology annotation, cellular component: preribosome, large subunit precursor. Gene Ontology annotation, biological process: ribosomal large subunit assembly; rRNA processing. The transcript has 6 exons. The coding region runs from base 114 to 1601 and encodes 495 amino acids. The record is from RefSeq and is a predicted model, not a curated record. NCBI's taxonomy places the organism in Eukaryota, Metazoa, Arthropoda, Arachnida, Scorpiones, Buthidae.